Penicillium brasilianum is the source of this 1410-nucleotide messenger RNA. Lineage: Eukaryota; Fungi; Ascomycota; Eurotiomycetes; Eurotiales; Aspergillaceae. The record is from the annotation of a GenBank genome assembly.
AUGGCAUCCCCAUCCUCCCCGCCCAGCAAGCGCAAGCGCAGCGCCUCGCAUCUGCCAGCACCACAAAUCGCCCCGGCCACCGAGCUUCAACCAUCCUCGCGCGACGCGUCCGGCGAGGAAGGAGAAGAAUCAGCCGGUCCCGCCACUGCCGCCAUUGCCAGACAUAAGAAGCAAUCUCGCACUACCGAAGAGGCCGUUCCGCCCUCCAAGCGUGCCCGCAAGAGCUCCGAUGCCAACGCGACCGGUACUGAAGUUCCCAACGGCACUACCAUCCACAAAGAGGACCCCGGCGAGCCAUCAGAGACGACCAUUGCUAGCAGUGAUAUCGAGAGUCGGCCUAGAAGUCGUCCCGGGUUACAUAUUAAUUUGCCCGAUGCCGAGGAGGAGCAGCGUCGCGCGGCGAUGCUGCCGCCACAGCGUGGGGGGUUACAAGAUCCCGUUGGAUAUAAGACGAACCCACCACCUGAAGGGCGGGCGGUCCGGGUGUAUGCGGACGGUGUGUUUGAUUUGUUCCAUCUCGGCCACAUGAGACAGCUCGAGCAGGCCAAAAAGGCUUUCCCCGAAGUGUACCUGAUUGUCGGUGUUACUGGCGAUGAAGAGACACAUCAACGUAAGGGUCUGACCGUGCUCAGUGGUGCCGAGCGCGCAGAGACCAUUCGGCAUUGCAAGUGGGUGGACGAGGUUAUUCCUAAUUGCCCAUGGAUUGUUACCCCGGAGUUUUUGUCCGAGCAUCAGAUCGACUAUGUCGCGCACGACGACCUGCCGUACCAGGCCGACGAGGGCGAUGAUAUCUACGAGCCUAUCAAGGCACAGGGCAAGUUCUUGGUCACCCAGCGGACAGAGGGUGUCAGCACCACCGGCAUCAUCACUCGCAUCGUCCGUGACUACGACCAGUACAUCUCUCGACAAUUCAAGCGCGGAGCCUCGCGCCAAGAACUCAACGUGUCCUGGUUGAAGAAGAACGAACUCGAAAUUAAACGCCACGUCGCCGAGAUCCGCGACAACAUUCGCAGCAACUGGACCAUGACCGGCCAGGAACUCGGCCGUGAGCUCCGUCAGAUCUGGCAGAACAGUCGGCCCGGUAGUCCCGCGCCCACUGCUCGCAACAGUGUGGACUAUGUCAGUGCCCGUGGGCCGCUGGCGAGCCCGACGGGUGGUAGCAAGAGCCACCUGUCGCGCGUCGAGGCGCUGAACCGGCCUGAUAGUCCUGGUGUGGGUCGUAAUGAGGACUUUGCGACCGGUUAUAGCUUGGGAUUGAUUGGUGGAGUGCGUGCAUGGAUGGCUCGUAGCCGCCUCUCUCUCACAGAACCUCCUAGUCACCCCCACUCACCCACGGACGAGGACGAUUCCGAGCAAAACGGAUACGAGGAGAACGAGACCCGUGGCCGCAAGGGUGUGACUGCGCCAUAG